Messenger RNA from Sorex fumeus (smoky shrew), 1368 nucleotides. RefSeq names its product UDP-GlcNAc:betaGal beta-1,3-N-acetylglucosaminyltransferase 9 (gene B3GNT9). Bases 106 to 1281 code for a protein of 391 amino acids. Gene Ontology annotation, molecular function: hexosyltransferase activity. NCBI's taxonomy places the organism in Eukaryota, Metazoa, Chordata, Mammalia, Eulipotyphla, Soricidae. Gene Ontology annotation, cellular component: membrane. The transcript has 2 exons. The record is from RefSeq and is a predicted model, not a curated record.
AUUUGGCCCAGGCCCCUGUUCAUGGCCGCCCUGGGGACCCUGCGCUGAGCCCUGCAGGCCGGGGCGUCUGGGGCUGAGCGCGGAGCGGGCGCAGGCCGAGUGGACAUGAGGCGGAGGCUGUGCCCGCGCAGGGACGCGUUGCUCACGCUGCUUCUGGGCGCCGCCCUCGGCCUCCUGCUCUACGCGCAGCGGGACGGGGCGGCCCCGACCACCGCCGCGGCGCCGGCUUCCUCCCUGGCAGCUCAGGGCCUCACUCCCAGGCCCCGCGAAGUCCAGGCCCCGCUGGCCUACGAAGGCGACACGCCGGGACCGCCCACGCCCACGGGACCCUUUGACUUUGGCCGCUAUCUGCGCGCCAAGGACCAGCGGCGCUUCCCGCUGCUCAUCAACCAGCCGCGGAAGUGCCGCGGCGCGCGGCCGCACCUGCUCAUCGCCGUCAAGUCGGUGGUGUCCGAUUUCGAGCGGCGUCAAGCCGUGCGCCAGACGUGGGGGGCUGAGGGUCGUGUGCAGGGGGCGCUGGUGCGCCGCGUGUUCCUGCUGGGCUUGCCCCGGGCUGCAGACCCCGCGGGGCCCGACGGGGAGCGCCAGGGCUGGCGCGCAGACUGGCAGUCCCUGCUGCGAGCUGAGAGCCGCGCCUACGGGGACAUCCUGCUCUGGGCCUUUGAGGACACUUUCUUCAACCUAACGCUCAAGGAGAUCCACUUUCUGGCCUGGGCCUCCUCCUACUGCCCCGACGUGAGCUUCGUUUUCAAGGGCGACGCCGAUGUGUUCGUGCACAUCGGAAAUCUCCUGGAGUUCCUGGCGUCCCGGGACCCGGGCCAGGAUCUGCUUGCGGGUGACGUGAUCGUGCAGGCGCGGCCCAUCCGCGCGAGGAGCAGCAAGUACUACAUCCCGGAGGCCGUGUACGGCCUCACGGCCUACCCGGCCUACGCGGGCGGCGGCGGCUUCGUGCUGUCGGCGGCCACGCUGCACCGGCUGGCCGACGCCUGCGCGCAGGUCGAGCUCUUCCCCAUCGACGACGUCUUUCUGGGCAUGUGUCUGCAGCGCCUGCGCCUCACCCCCGAGCCUCACCCUGCUUUCCGGACCUUUGGCAUCCCCCAGCCCUCGGCCGCCCCCAACCUGCGCACCUUCGACCCUUGCUUUUACCGAGAGCUGGUAGUAGUGCACGGGCUCUCAGCUGCUGACAUCUGGCUGAUGUGGCACCUGUUGCACCAGCAGAAGGGGCCAGCCUGUGCACAGCCGCUGCCUGCAGCUACCGGCCCCUUCCAGUGGGGCCCCUAGCCAGCGACCACAGCCCCAAGGGCUGCUCAUUCACUCCCAGGAUGCAGGAGGUUUGAAGGUGGUUUCCCUAGCAAAUUAUUUCAUUGU